AUGCCGCAAAUCGUCGCGCGAGUGUUUGUAUCCUCAAGCCGUGCAGACCGUCUCGAUCCCACGCCAAGAGCUCUCGCAGAAGCCAUCCCUUCGCAACGUGAGAGGGAUAAGUUGAUUCAGCAUAUUCAAGCAAACAACCGUGCUCCCGAAGAACCUAGACCUCCCGAAAAUUACGGCGAGGACAUGGCCGAAGACAGUCAACACUUCCGAGAAGGGCGUAUCCUUCAAGAUCCCGAUGGCACGGUGCGCUAUCUCGGUGAAUCUUCAGGCGCCACUUUCCUAAAUCACUUACGAGAAUAUAUGGCGACGGUGUUUCCGCUGGCCUUCGAGGCCGCUUGGACAGGUGCCUCGAACCCGGAUGCCACGGCCUUCAUCUCGGCGCUGGGCAAAUAUCAGACUCAUGAUAGCCGACCUCUGUUGACCACUACCGUCGACCCUCUCAUAUCCCCAACAAACGAGCAGGCUGCGGCUAUGCUGUCAGAAUUUCAACACUCGGCUCAGAAUGGUGAAGGCACUUUCGCUUCUGGAGGCAUCUAUUAUUGGAUUGAUGUGCAGGCUGUGCUGGACGAAUAUCGAGCCUAUGUCGAGGGUGUGAGGACGAUCGAAGCGAGUCCUAAUAUGGCGACGGCCAAUGCUGCGUUCGCUGUUGCUUGUCAAUUCAAUCCAAAAUGUGCGCCGCCGUGGGAAACUGGAUUUGGACAGACCUUCUUCGCGAGGGCGAAAAGCCUAGUUGGAAAUCCCCUCGACGAUUCGACCAUUAACGAUGCAACCGUCCUUGCUCUUCUGGGGUUUUACCUGCUUAAUAGCAAUCGACGUGAUGCUGCAUACAUCUACGUCAGCGUCGCAAUGCAUAUUCUGAUUGUUCAUGGAGUUCACCGAGCCUGGAUGGUCGACGAGCGAGGCAAACGGCUGUUUUGGACUGUUUAUGUCCUAGAUCGUUGGCUGAGCUGCCUAAUGGGAAGACCGGCCCUUAUUUCCGACGACGCAAUCAAAUUAGAUCUGCCCCGAGAUUCAAGUGACUUAGCUCCUGCAGAUGGCCUUCGCGCUCAUAUUGAGCUUGCCAGGGUCUCCAACUAUAUAGUUUCAAACGUUUAUGACGUUGCACGCCAGAGCGAUGAACCUCUCAUGACGACUUUAUGCAUUCAGAAAGCCCUCAGGUUGUUGAAAUCUUGGUCAAAAAACCUUCCGGCUGCCGUUAUAGGUACAGAGGAGAAUUUGAGCCGGGAUCGCGCUGUUGGGGAGCUGCACAUGGCUCAUAAUCAGCUCAUCAUUCUUACUGUCCGACCUUUGCUCUUCAUCAACGUCAAGAGAUUUACAGCAGAUAUGCUUUUGAACCGUCGAACAACAGGCCUUGAAAUAUCGCACAAGGCGGAACUCGAUCUCUGUGCAGAUGCUGCAAGAAGAAACAUCCGCCUCUGGCAUCGACUUUUGAACCUACAACGGCCAGCGAGGCUGUCAGUUUCCAGCGUGCAUUAUUUGUUCAAUGCUGCUCUCACAUUGCAGCUUUAUCAGCUUCUGGCCCAUAGUGAGGCACAAGAAGACUAUGAGGAAGUUGGUUUUGUCAUUUCCAUCCUGGAUGUGGACCAAAGUAGCAACAAAGAGUACGCCGCCGAUUGCGCAAGGGUUCUCACCGACUUCAACUCGCUCAUGGCCAGACUAAAAAUCGUCGAUCUGUCGAGGACAGGCCCUCGAGGAGAAAACGUUCGCGACCGUGUGCAUGGUUUGCCGUCUGACUCUUCCAUUAUCCUCUCUCUGGACGGCGAGAGAAGUCCGACACGCUACGCAGAGUUCCAGCGUCAAUAUCGGGCUGAUUUUAUUGAAGCAAAUGCUGAGCGCACAAGCUUGCCGCUGUAUGAUCAUCGCACUUACAAUGAGCUUAUAUCCUGGCUGGAAAGUGAUAACCUCCAACAAAAGUUCGACUUCCCGCAUCGCUUUGGAUGA
Cladophialophora bantiana CBS 173.52 is the source of this 1941-nucleotide messenger RNA. RefSeq lists its product as uncharacterized. NCBI's taxonomy places the organism in Eukaryota, Fungi, Ascomycota, Eurotiomycetes, Chaetothyriales, Herpotrichiellaceae. The transcript is spliced from 5 exons. Gene Ontology annotation, molecular function: DNA binding; zinc ion binding. The record is from RefSeq and is a predicted model, not a curated record. Gene Ontology annotation, biological process: DNA-templated transcription. Bases 1 to 1941 code for a protein of 646 amino acids.